AUGGCUGCGUUCAGCUGCACAAGGCUGAGGUGGGCCCUCCUGGGCACGCGUGUGGUGGGUCGUGGACUCUGCCCACAGGGGGCCAGAACCAAGGCAGCGAUCCCGGCGGCCCUUCGGGCAGACGAGAGUGUGGAGGGUCCUACAGGAGGUCAGAAGCAGCGGCAGCUGCGGAGUCUGGAGGAUCUUCCCAGUCCCGGACAGCUGCGCUUUUUAUUCCAGCUAUUCCUACGGGGCUAUGUGCUGCGCUUGCACGAACUACAGGCGCUGAACAAGGUCAAGUAUGGCCCAAUGUGGACAACCCCCUUUGGGACUCAAACCCAUGUGAAUCUGGCCAGUGCCUCGCUCUUGGAACAAGUGAUGCGUCAGGAGGGCAAGUACCCAAUCAGAGACCACAUGGAGCAGUGGAAGGAGCACCGAGACCACAUGGGCCUCACCUAUGGGAUCUUUGUCACACAAGGACAUCAGUGGUACCAGCUGCGCCAGGCUUUGAACAAGCGGCUGCUGAAGCCUGCCGAGGCUGCACUCUACACGAAUGCUUUCAAUGAGGUGAUUGAUGACUUUAUAACCCGUCUGGACCAGGUGCGGGCCGAGAGUGCAUCAGGGGAUCAUGUGCCAGACAUGUCUCACCUUCUCUACAACUUUGCCUUGGAAGCCAUCUGCUAUAUCCUGUUUGAGAAAAGGGUUGGCUGCCUGGAGCCCACCAUCCCUGAGGACACCGCCACCUUCAUCAGAUCUGUCGGGUCCAUGUUCCAGAACUCCGUCUAUGUCACUUUCCUUCCCAAGUGGACUCGUCCUCUGUUACCCUAUUGGAAGCGAUACCUGAAUGGCUGGAAUAACAUUUUUUCCUUUGGGAAGAAGAUGAUUGAUCAGAAAGUUAAGGAGGUAGAAGCCCAGCUACAGGCAGCUGGGCCAGAUGGUGUCCAGGUAUCCGGCUACCUGCACUUCCUGCUGGCCAAUGCAUUGCUCAGUCCCGAGGAGGCCAUCGGCACCUUUCCUGAGCUGCUCUUGGCUGGUGUGGACACAACAUCCAACACGCUGACAUGGGCCCUGUAUCAUCUUUCCAAGAAUCCAAAGAUCCAGGAGGCCUUGCACAAGGAAGUGGUGGGUGUGGUGCCUUUUGGGAAGGUGCCCCAACAGAAGGACUUGACCCAUAUGCCCCUGCUGAAAGCUGUGAUUAAGGAGACCCUGCGCCUCUACCCUGUGGUCCCCACAAACUCCCGGAUCAUCUCGGAAAAGGAAACUGAAGUCGAUGGCUUCCUCUUCCCCAAGAACACCCAGUUCGUGUUAUGCCACUACGUGGUAUCCCGGGACCCCAGUGUCUUUCCUGAGCCUGAGAGCUUCCAGCCUCACCGAUGGCUGAGGAAGAAAGAGACUGAAAACUCCCUCGUCCAACACGCAUUCGGCUCUGUGCCCUUUGGCUACGGGGUUCGGUCCUGUCUGGGCCGAAGGAUUGCAGAACUGGAGAUGCAACUGCUACUGUCCAGGCUGAUACGACAGUAUGAGGUAGUCCUGGACCCUGAGAUGGGGGAAGUGAAGUCUGUGGCCCGCAUUGUUCUGGUUCCCAGCAGGAAGGUGAGCCUGCAUUUUCUGCAGAGACAAUUCUGAGCUGGGCUCCUACCUCCAUGGGGCUUGUCCAGGAACCCUGGCCAGUCUCAUGUCACAUGUCAGGAUACCUGAUCUGACAGGGGAGCUCUAUGCCCUUCCCAUAGACCCCAAAUGUCUGGCACAAUCUCUACUGAGCAGCACCCAUUCAAGACAAUAGAGCACCACA
Messenger RNA from Cricetulus griseus (Chinese hamster), 1771 nucleotides. The record is from RefSeq and is a predicted model, not a curated record. NCBI's taxonomy places the organism in Eukaryota, Metazoa, Chordata, Mammalia, Rodentia, Cricetidae.